Rhodofomes roseus is the source of this 1831-nucleotide messenger RNA. Its product is annotated as Nop-domain-containing protein. Gene Ontology annotation, cellular component: small-subunit processome; box C/D methylation guide snoRNP complex. The record is from RefSeq and is a predicted model, not a curated record. Gene Ontology annotation, molecular function: snoRNA binding. Bases 104 to 1696 code for a protein of 530 amino acids. NCBI's taxonomy places the organism in Eukaryota, Fungi, Basidiomycota, Agaricomycetes, Polyporales, Fomitopsidaceae. The transcript is spliced from 5 exons.
GCGAGGGCAAAAGUUUCUGUGUCUCCCGGGUGGCUGAGCGGCGAGCCAGAGUCUACUGCAGAGUCGUCCUCGACGUUGCAUCCCCCCUCGACGACUGCUGGCCAUGGUGGUUACCCAUGCUCUGUUCGAAUCUGCCUCUGGCUAUGCGGUCUUCGAGGUCAAGCUCCAGGAGAAUGUGGGGGCCAUGACGAAGGCGGUCCAGGACUCGAUUGACGACCUGGCGAAGUUUGGCAAAAUGGUCUCGUUGAUCAGUUUCUCGCCAUUCAAGAGCGCUGCACAUGCUCUGGAGAACGCGAAUGACUUGUCGGAAGGCAUCCUGAACGAAUACCUGCAAUCGCUCCUUGAGCUUAACCUCUCGAAACCGUCGAAGAAGUCGACAGUCACCCUUGGUGUAUGGGACCCCAUUCUUGCAUCUUCCAUAAAGUCCACUCUCAGCAUCGAUUGCGAUGCCUCAGAGGUCGCAAAAGACAUAAUUCGCGGCAUCCGGCAACACGCAACAAAGCUCUUGAAGGGCCUGCAGUCGGACGAUCUCACCAAGGCCCAGCUCGGCCUGGGUCACUCGUACUCGCGCUCGAAGCUGAAGUUCAACGUCAACCGGAUAGACAACAUGAUCAUCCAGGCGAUUGCCCUCCUCGACCAGCUCGACAAGGACGUGAACCUCUUCUCCAUGCGUAUCCGCGAAUGGUACGGCUACCACUUCCCCGAAAUGGUCAGGAUCGUCCCAGACAACUACCAGUACGCGAAGGUCGCGCAAUUCAUCGGCGCGAAGGAGUCGUUGGAUGAGGAGAAGCUGCCCGACCUCGCUGCGCUCCUGGACGACGACAUGACACGCGCACAGAACGUGCUGGACGCGGCUCGCGGCUCCAUGGGGUCGACCCUCUCGGAGAUCGACAUGCUCAACAUCAAACUGUUCGCGACGCGGGUGGUGUCCAUCGCAGAGUACCGCAAGUCGCUCCAGUCCUACCUCUCGGAGAAGAUGAACGUCGUCGCGCCGAGUCUGACCGCGCUGCUGGGCGAGCGGAUCGGAGCACGGCUCAUCAGCCACGCGGGGAGCUUGACGAACCUGAGCAAGUACCCCGCGAGCACCGUCCAAAUUCUGGGGGCAGAGAAGGCUCUGUUCCGGGCGCUGAAGACGAAGGGUAACACACCCAAGUACGGCCUCAUCUACCACUCCUCCUUCAUUGGCCGCGCAGGCCCCAAACACAAGGGCCGCAUCUCCCGGUUCCUCGCGAACAAGUGCUCAAUAGCAUCGAGGAUAGAUUGCUACUCUGACAAACCCUCUCCAAUGUUCGGCGAGGCCCUGAGGCAACAGGUUGAGGAGCGGCUCAGCUUCUUCGAGACCGGUGCUCCACCGUCGAAGAACGCGGACGCUAUCCGCAAGGUCCUCGACCAGCUCGCCCUCGAUGAUGACGAAGACGAGGAGAUGGCAGACGAGGAGCCGGCCUUGCCGCUCAUCGAGCCGUCACCAAAGAAGGAGAAGAAAAAGGAGAAGAAGCGGAAGAGCAGGGACGACGACGAUAUGGACGUAGAUGAUGAGGCGGAGGCACCGGCGAAGAAGCAGAAGCUCUCCAAGGAGGAGAAGAAGGCGCUGAAAAAGGAGAAGAAAAAGCAAGAGAAGGCGGCUGCCGAGGGCGAAGAGUCGGAGAAGAAGGAGAAGAAGGAGAAAAAGGAGAAGAAGAAGAAGAGCAAAGAGUAGUACCGAGACGUUGUCCCGAUAUGUCCUCAUCCCUGUAUCUUGCUCGCUGUUUGUCUACUCGUUCCUCAUGCCGCUGUUUCCCUCCCUCUCGUCGCACAUUUCAUGCUCUUUAUAUUGAUAUGGUACACACUCUAU